Papaver somniferum (opium poppy) is the source of this 2006-nucleotide messenger RNA. Its product is annotated as 70 kDa peptidyl-prolyl isomerase-like. The coding region runs from base 7 to 1740 and encodes 577 amino acids. Gene Ontology annotation, molecular function: protein binding; peptidyl-prolyl cis-trans isomerase activity. The transcript is spliced from 11 exons. NCBI's taxonomy places the organism in Eukaryota, Viridiplantae, Streptophyta, Magnoliopsida, Ranunculales, Papaveraceae. The record is from RefSeq and is a predicted model, not a curated record.
ACAGCCAUGGACUUGGAUACGUCUUCCUUCAAACUGUACUCACAAAAUGAAAUUCUCGGUGAAGAUUUUAAGGAAAUUGGAACUCAGGGAUUGAGAAAACGGGUUACUCAACUGGGAACUUCAUGGAAGACUCCAUUUCCUGGAGAUGAAGUUGAAGUACAUUACAGUGGAUGUAUCCAAGGUGGUUCGAGUUUCGAUUCGAGUUGGGACAGACAUACUCCAUUCAGAUUCAAAAUAGGACAAUGUGAAGUUAUCAAAGGAUGGGAUGAAGGGAUUUCAACAAUGAAGAAAGGUGAAAAGGCAGUUUUCAUGAUUCCGCCACACUUGGGUUAUGGCGAAAUGGGUUCUCCGCCAACCAUACCUCCCAACGCCACACUAAUAUUCGAUGUAGAGUUGCUAUCAUGGACUAGCAUCAGAGACUUAACAAAUGAUGGUGGAAUAUUAAAAAAGAUACUAAAAGAUGGCGAGGGAUGGGCUACUCCAAAAGUUGCCGAUGAAGUGCUAGUUAAGUUUGAAGCAAGGUUUGAGGAUCAAACAUUAAUAUCAAAGUCGCAGGAGGGUGUUGAAUUCUAUGUUUGCGAUGGUUAUCUAUUUCCUGCAAUCGCCAAGGCCGUAACGACAAUGAGGAAAGGGGAGAAAGCAGAGUUAUCGGUGAAAUUUACAUAUGGUAUAAAACAGGUUGGAAAAGAUGCAUUUGGAAGUGCAUUUGGGGCUCAAUCCAAUCAAAAUAUGAUAAUUGACCUUGAGUUAAUAUCCUGGAAAAGCGUCAUUAACGUUGCAGAAGACAAGAGAGUGAUUAAGAAGAUUUUAAGAGAAGGUGAAGGUUUCGAUCACCCAAAUGAAGGAUCAGUUGUGAAAGGUACCCCUACUGGUUGGCAACUCAUUAUCCAUUAUAGACGCGGUAACAAAAGAAAUUACCGGUUCACAUCAUCUUCAAGGGCAUUGCCUGUGUCUGAUUAUGCAAAACCUUGUUCCUGUUGUGCAGUGAAAUACACUUGUGAAUGCGAGGAUGGAAUAGUCAUCGAGAGCAAAGGCUCUGACUAUGAUCCUUAUGAAUUUAUAUGUUUUGAAGAUCAUAUUCCAGAGGGUUUAUUCAGGGCAAUUGUGACCAUGAGAAAGGGUGAAAAAUCGCUUAUAACUAUCUGCUCCGAGUACAGUUCCAACAUAGUAGUCUCUAGAAGUAGUGCUCAAACAAACGGAACACUUAUUUACGAUGUCGAAUUACUUAGCUUUACAAAGGAAAAACCGCACUGGAAAAUUGAAACUGCAGAAAAAUUAGAGGCUUGCGAGAAAAAGAAAGAUGAGGGGAAUAGAUUGUUCAGGUGUGGGAAGUUUUGGUGUUCGUCAAUGAAAUAUGAAAAGGCAGUUAAGUGUGUGGAGUUCGAUCACUCCUUCACAGACGAGGAAAAGACGAGGGCAAACGCAUUAAGGAUAUCAUGUCAUUUGAACAAUGCAGCUUGUAAGCUUAAACUCGGGGAUUACGUUGAAGCUUCAAAAUGUUGUACCAAGGUCUUAGAACUUGAUCCUUCAAACGUCAAAGCCUUAUAUCGAAGAUCGCAAUCGUAUUUAGAAACCCGAGAUUUAGAAAAAGCUGAGAUUGACAUAAAGAAAGCUCUUUCCAUUAAUCCAAAUAACAGAGAAGUGAAGCUAGAGUACAACAAGUUAAGAAAUAAGAAGAAGGAGUACGCUAAAUAUGAAGCAGAGAUUUUUGGUACAGUGUUUUCGAGACAGGGUAAUUAGAGAUUUUGGAUAAUACGAGCGCAACCAGCUAGGGUGUGCUCAUUAGUGUUUCGCUACGUCAACAUAAUGAUCGCGUUGUUCCCAUAGGGUUAUUGGGUGUUUAGGGAAUUGAAAUUAGCUGCGGACAUUGAUGUGUGUUCGUCACACGUGGUUCUGCCUUUCAACAAACUAGAUACUGUGAGUUUCCUGUUGCUGUCGGUUGUUCAAUAAUAAUUUCACAAGGACUUGGAUCGGAUGCAUUACUCAUCCAAGUCUCACAAGUCCAA